AUGCUGAGAAGACCCCGGGCUACUGGAACAAAGGGGCCAGGAGGAGACUGGAGUUGGCCCUGGCGUUGCAGCCGGUGGCACAGCGGGCAAAAAACAUCAUCCUCUUCAUGGGUGACGGCAUGGGGCUGCCCACCAUGUCGGCAGCUCGGAUCUACAAGGGGCAGCUGGCCGGCGGCUCGGGCGAGGAGAGCAUCUUGGCCAUGGAGACCUUUCCCCACAUGGCCCUGGCCAAGACGUACACCAUCGACCGGCAGGUGCCUGACAGCGCUGGCACGGGCACAGCCUACCUCUGUGGGGUGAAGACCAACGCCAAGACGCUGGGGCUGAGCGGGGCAGCCGUCUACGGCAAAUGCCGCACCACCUUUGGCAAUGAGGUGGACUCCAUCCUGCACCGGGCCAGGCUGGCAGGCAAGUCGGUGGGCAUCGUGACGACCACGCGGGUGCAGCAUGCAUCUCCUGGGGCAGCCUAUGCCCACUCGGCCAGCCGGAGCUGGUACGCCGAUGCCAACAUGCCCAAGGAGGCAUUGCAGGAUGGCUGCCAGGACAUCGCCUACCAGCUGGUGAUCCUGGGUGGCGGGCGGAUGUACAUGACCCCCAAGCGGACCCCAGACCCCGAGUACCCGGAGGACCCGGCUCAGCACGGCACCAGGAAGGACGGCCUUGACUUGAUUGACGAAUGGCUGAGAGCCAAGCAGGGUGCCCGCUACGUCUGGGACAAGAAGGGUCUGGAUGCGGUCGAGGAUGACUCCGUGACUCACCUGAUGG
This is a messenger RNA of Cariama cristata (Red-legged seriema), 765 nucleotides long. Its product is annotated as intestinal-type alkaline phosphatase-like. Gene Ontology annotation, molecular function: alkaline phosphatase activity. The record is from RefSeq and is a predicted model, not a curated record. Gene Ontology annotation, cellular component: plasma membrane. Lineage: Eukaryota; Metazoa; Chordata; Aves; Cariamiformes; Cariamidae. Gene Ontology annotation, biological process: dephosphorylation.